UAAUAAUGAUAAUUCUACAUCACCUGAAAUAGCAGAGUUUCUAAUUGAAUCUGAUAAUGAAUCCGAUAAUGAAUCUGAUAAUGAAGAUAGAAGCAAUAACUAUGAAAAUAUAUCUGAUAAAGAGGAGGAUAUUCAGAGUAAUUAUAAUACCGAUUAUGAAGAUGCUAAACCUAAAGAUUUUGUUAGUAACAAUAGUAAGGAUGUGGUUAAUAAUUCUAUUUAG
This is a messenger RNA of Dentiscutata heterogama, 223 nucleotides long. Lineage: Eukaryota; Fungi; Glomeromycota; Glomeromycetes; Diversisporales; Gigasporaceae. The record is from the annotation of a GenBank genome assembly.